This is a messenger RNA of Dermatophagoides pteronyssinus (European house dust mite), 723 nucleotides long. RefSeq lists its product as uncharacterized. NCBI's taxonomy places the organism in Eukaryota, Metazoa, Arthropoda, Arachnida, Sarcoptiformes, Pyroglyphidae. The record is from RefSeq and is a predicted model, not a curated record.
AUGGAUAUUUCCAUUCUUGGGUGUCAUAUAAAUCGUAGUAUAAGUGCACCAAUACAUAAUAAAACCAACCAGUCACUACAACCACGAGCAACACCUGUUGCCGGAUAUUUUUCACAAGCAAUAGAUAUAAUUGCAAUAUUACAUGUUUUUUCUACUUAUCUUCGAUGUAAACAAAUAGAAUAUUAUAUUAAACGUGUUAUACCUGAAUCAAAAAAUCUUAAUGUAAACAAUCCGGAAACAAUUAAAAUUUUACAUCAAAAAAAUUAUCAAACAUUUAUUUAUGCUAUUUUAAGUGGAAUUGGUUUUAAUUCAAUGGGAAAUUUUGGUAGUUUUCAACAUCUUGGUGAACAUGGUAUAGGUGCUACGUUAAUGUUUUUAACAAUACCAUUUUUAUUUGCACAGAAAUAUAUUGCCGAAAAACUUUAUGAAUGUGAUCAAAUUGAAAGUCGUCCAAUAUCGAUGACAAUCGUAACAUAUAUUGUUUCAAUUGGUUGGCCAUUAAUAUCAACAAUAUUUGUUUGUUCAUUAUUAAUACAUAGUUCAUUAAUGGAUUGGUUUAAUCAGGAUUUACGUUUAAAUUUUCCAAAUGAUUCACCUGCAUUUUAUUUGUAUCGUUUUGCUAUUAUACUUGAAUGGUUAGUUAUUAUGAGCUAUACAAUUAUGUUUUUUAUAAUAACUAAACGUAUGAAAUUAUUUAAACAUUGGAAUCGUAUUGUUUAUUAA